Messenger RNA from Lasiosphaeria miniovina, 770 nucleotides. RefSeq lists its product as uncharacterized. The transcript has 2 exons. NCBI's taxonomy places the organism in Eukaryota, Fungi, Ascomycota, Sordariomycetes, Sordariales, Lasiosphaeriaceae. The record is from RefSeq and is a predicted model, not a curated record. The coding region runs from base 1 to 543 and encodes 180 amino acids.
AUGCCCACCGUCCUCGGCCUCACCAACGACUCCCGAACCGCCCCCGCAGCCCCCGGCACAUCCAACAACAAGAUGGGCGGCGGCGAGAACAGCAACAAGAAGCACGACCGGCUCAACACCAUCAGCAAGCGCAACCACGCGGCCGCGCACGAGGUCGAGACGCUGCUGUGGCGCGCCCUGUGCGACUCGCCCGAGGCCGCCAAGGAGUACAUGGCCGAGGACUGCAUCAUGAUCAACCCGCUGUUUGCGCCCGGAGGGUCGACCGAGCCCAUGGGCAAGGACACCGACCCCUCGGUCGAGGACGUGCUAGCCGGCGGUGAGCCCUGGGCCGGCUUCCGCUUCCACGGCGAGCCGCUCGUCGUCGAGAUCGACCUUAUGGCGGUCGCGCUCGUGUACAAAGUCAGUCUGUUCCGGCAGUCGAGCAAGAAGAAUGGCGGCAUGCGCGAGAUUGUGGCUAGUGUGAGCAGUGCGUGGCGCCAGACGGCGGGCGCGGAUUGGUUGUUGUGCGCGCAGCAUGUGGCGUAUGCGGAUGACGAUGAGUGAUUUGUUUUGCUUUACUGUUUUUGCGAAUUUAGGUCGGUUUUUAUUUUCGUAGAAGGAUCGAGAGAUGGAACUUACGUGUGUCUGUGCCGUGUGAAGACUAAGGGGAUACUUUCUUUUGGGUUUGCCGGACGCCAUGGCAUUGGUGUUGCUAUGUACCUGUUGAGUAUUUGAGAAUUUAAAUUCUUGUCCGUUUACUUAGUUCUCUAGCUUUUAAGAAAUACUUUGCC